This is a messenger RNA of Vigna umbellata (rice bean), 631 nucleotides long. The record is from RefSeq and is a predicted model, not a curated record. NCBI's taxonomy places the organism in Eukaryota, Viridiplantae, Streptophyta, Magnoliopsida, Fabales, Fabaceae.
AUCCUUUUAUUUUUGUAGAAAUCCUUCCAGGAUCUUUUACGAAAGCAGGAAGGAGAUCGAUCAGUGUGGGAAUAUCCAUUUGCAGUUGCUGGUGUUAAUAUCACUUACAUGCUGAUACAAAUGCUGGAUCUUGAAGCGGUCAAGCCACGCAACCUGGUUGGAGCAACUUUUUUAAAAUUCCUUGCAGAAAAUGAGUCAGCUUUUGAUCUUCUCUACUGCAUAACUUUCAAGCUAAUGGAUCAUCAAUGGCUUUCUAUGCGGGCCUCAUACAUGGAUUUUAAUGUAGUGAUGAAAGCAACACGACGUCAACUAGAGAAAGAGAUUCUGGUUGAAGACAUAACGCGGCUUGAAGAUUUACCCUCUUACAAAUUACUCUCCCGAUAGUAUCAGUCUCCUAUUUUUGGCCAUGAGGCUUUUGUAUAUCAUUCCAUGCUCCUAUCUUAAUUUCCACUCCUCUUCUUAAUUCAGCAAUUUUAAGGACAUUUCAGUGAGAAUGAGCUAUAUAACAUGUAAAACUGAUGUCAUGAGCUUAAUUCCUUAUACGUGAUCUCAACAAGGUUUGAGAUUCAGCAGUUAAGUUGAAAGAUGAUAUUUGUUGCCUGAAAUGUAGGUUUGCUUGCUAUAUUGGACA